AUGUCCCUUGCUGCCAUGAAGCAAGGGUUCUUGGAGGGUUGUAGGCCUGUUAUCGACCUGGAUGAGUGCUUUUUGAAGGGUCCCUACAAGGCAAUGCUACUAGUUGCAGUUGGCAGAAAUGCCAACAACAACAUGUACCCUAUUGCAAUUGCCGUUGUGGAAGCUGAGAUAAAAGAGAGCUGGACUUGGUUCUUGGAGUGCCUAGUUUCAGACCUUGGGUCCCAUGCGAGGCACGUUAAGCCUACUUUCAUUUCUGAUCAGCAGAAGGGUCUUAUUCUAAACUUUGAUGAUGUUAUACCUACGGCAGACCACCGAAUAUGUGUAAGGCAUUUAUAUGCCAAUUUUUGGGAUAAAGGGUUUAAGGGGGUGGCACUGAAGGAAUUAUUGUGGGCUGCAGCAUCAGCUUACACUGAUAUUGAGUUCAGAUAUCACAUGGAAGAGAUUAAGAAGUUGAAUCUUGUGGCCUUCGAGUAUCUAGAGAGUAUUGACCCCAGUGGAUGGUCAAGAUCGUGGUUCAGUGACUAUCCAAAGUGCAACCUUCUUGUCAACAACAUCUCUGAGUGUUUCAACUCAUAUAUCCUCAAGGCUCGUGACAAGCCGAUUCUGACAAUGUUGGAGAUGAUUAGGAAGCAACUCCGAAGAAGGUACCAACUAAAAAGAUAUGGCAUUAAAACUUUGAAGGGCAAGUUAUGCCCUAGAAUUGUUGACAAGCUUGAGACGGUUGGGGAAGAGGCAACAAAUUGUCUUUCCCGUUAUGUUGGUGAUGACCUCUUUGAAGUAGAGCAGGGACGUAGAACGUAUGUCGUGGAUUUGAGGAAGAGGACAUGUGGGUGCAGGAAGUGGGAGAUGACAAGGAUCCCAUGUGCACAUGCACAUUCUGCAAUUACCUUCCAUGGACACAAAUUGAAGGAUUAUGUGGAUCACUGUUAUAGCAUUGAGAUGUACAAGAAGGCAUUACGAGUGACCCCAGACAGACCUCGAAAGGCUAGGACAAGAGCUCCUGAUGAGUUAGGAGAUCCCAAGAAUCCUCAUAGGAUGAGAAAGUUUGGAUUGAAGGGUAAAUGUGGUUAUUGCAAAAUGUUGGGCCACAAUAGCAGGACUUGUCCAAAGAAGAAGCAGUUGGCAUCAAAUGAUAGGCAGUUCGUGACAGAGGUUGAGUUGCCUACUCCACCCUUAGCCAGUACACAGAGUGAAGGAUGCAACAAUAGUAUCAGGGGAGGCACAAAUCCAGUGAAGAACAGUAGAAGGGGAGGAUCACAACCACAUAACAAAAGAACAAGUGCAAGGAAAUGUGUAAGUACAGGUGUUUCAACACCUGGCUGUAGUAGGAAUACACAGCAACCCACUGCACCACCUUCUUUAUCUAUGCAAAGAGAUGGAAAUGCUAUGGAAUUGACACAACAACCCAUUGCACCACCUUCUACAUCUGUGCAAAGAGAUGUGACCACCACCACCACCCAGGAGGUUGUCAGGCAGACUGAAAGUUCCAAUAUAUCCCAAACCACCAGUUUGGAUUGA
This is a messenger RNA of Alnus glutinosa, 1518 nucleotides long. RefSeq lists its product as uncharacterized. The record is from RefSeq and is a predicted model, not a curated record. Bases 1 to 1518 code for a protein of 505 amino acids. Gene Ontology annotation, biological process: DNA transposition. The transcript has 7 exons. Lineage: Eukaryota; Viridiplantae; Streptophyta; Magnoliopsida; Fagales; Betulaceae. Gene Ontology annotation, molecular function: transposase activity; DNA binding; zinc ion binding.